AGGAACGCCCUCUUUUCCCAAGUUAGUUUUCUAGUCUAGGGCUUCAAAUACUAGUUUAAUGGUGAAGGUAAGUGUGUUUCUUCUUUUAAACAGUAUGCUAACUACUAAACUGGGAGAGAUGCAUUCAUUAAUUUUACCAGCACUCAAAAACACACCAACGGCAGCCUGAGGAUCUCCAUUUGGAAAUGGUGUCCGGUUCCAAAGUGAAGAAGAGGCUUUCUUCCAAAAUAACCAUCCAACCCAGACCCUAAGGCUGGAGAGGCCAUUGAUGCUGAGGUGGUCAGUGGUCACUAACCAGAGGAACACGUCAAAGCCUGUCGUGGUGACAGUGAUUCGGAGCAGUGGAGAACUCCACCACAGAGUGCACACCAUUCCCCCAAGAAGCAAAAUGAAUGAGAAGUCAACCACCAGGAAAGAUUCAGGUUUCUGCUCCUUGCGCUAUGGGCUGGCUCUCAUCAUGCACUUCUCAAACUUCACCAUGAUAACGCAGCGUGUGAGUCUGAGCAUUGCCAUCAUCGCCAUGGUGAACAGCACCCAGCAUCAGGACCCAGUUAAUGUAUCCACGGACAGCCCUUUGACCGACCCUCUCAGUAACUGGAGCAGAAGCAUCAAGGACUUCAGCACGCGGGCUGCUGUUUAUCAGUGGAGCCCAGAGACUCAGGGCAUCAUCUUUAGUUCUAUCAGCUAUGGAAUCAUACUGACUCUAAUACCAAGUGGAUAUUUAGCAGGGAUAUUUGGAGCAAAGCAGAUCCUUGGUGCUGGCUUGCUCAUCUCGUCCCUGCUCACUCUGUUUACUCCACUGGCUGCUGAAUUUGGGGUGAUUUUGGUCAUCAUCAUUCGCACAGUCCAGGGGAUGGCCCAGGGAAUGGCGUGGACUGGUCAGUUUACAAUUUGGGCAAAGUGGGCUCCUCCACUUGAACGCAGCAAGCUCACCAGCAUUGCUGGCUCAGGGGCAGCAUUUGGGUCCUUCAUCAUCCUCUGUGUGGGGGGAUUAAUCUCACAGGCAUUGGGAUGGCCUUUUAUCUUCUAUAUCUUUGGUAGCAUUGGCUGUGUCUGCUGUGUCCUGUGGUUCACAGUGAUUUACGACGACCCCAUGAAUCACCCAUGCAUAAGUGUGAGGGAAAAGGAACAUAUCACAUCUUCACUGGCUCAGCAGUCUAGUUCUCCCAGAAGAUCCAUCCCCAUCAAGGCGAUGGUCAGAUGCCUGCCACUGUGGGCCAUUUUCAUGGGGUUUUUCAGUCAUUUCUGGCUGUGCACCAUAAUCUUAACAUACCUACCGACAUACAUCAGUACGGUGCUCCACGUUAACAUCAGAGAUAGUGGGGUUCUGUCCUCCCUGCCUUUUAUUGCUGCCUCAAGCUGUACAAUUUUAGGAGGUCAGAUGGCAGAUUUCCUUCUGUCCAGGAAUCUUCUCAGCUUAAUCACAGUUCGAAAACUCUUUUCAUCCCUGGGGCUCCUUCUUCCGUCAAUCUGUGCUGUGGCUCUGCCCUUUGUGACUUCUAGCUACAUAGCAACUAUUGUUUUGCUGAUACUCAUUCCGGGAACCAGCAAUUUCUGUGACUCGGGGUUCAUCAUCAACACUCUAGAUGUUGCCCCCAGAUACGCAAGCUUCCUCAUGGGCAUCUCCAGGGGAUUUGGGCUCACUGCAGGAAUCAUCUCUUCCACCACCACCGGAUUCCUCAUCAGUCAGGAUUCUGAAUCAGGAUGGAGGAACGUGUUUUUCCUGUCUGCUGCUGUCAACAUGUUUGGUCUGGUCUUUUACCUUAUAUUUGGACAAGCAGAAAUCCAAAAAUGGGCCAAAGAAAAGACUCUGACCCGCCUCUGAGGAUGUUGGAUUGGAGACCCAAAUGAAGUGAGCGCUGCCUGGGAGGGAGCCCCACACCUUUAGAAAGCCCUGUGGAUUUGGCUGGCUUCUUUACUGUUGAAUGCUCCACACUGGACUUUCUCCACUGCCACCUGGUUUGUUUUCUCUUUGGGACUUGGCACUGAUUCUGACAUGACUGCUAACUCAGCAAUCCACGGUCAUUGCCCUGUUGCCUCAUGAGUAGGAUGUCAUCAUGCCUGCCAUGCUCCCACCUCCUUUAGACUUGGAUAUUAACAUUAUUCCAGUCCUUGUGACUUUCACCCUUCAUGUCCUGUUGGUGCCCCUCUAACUCCUAUAUGUGAACUUGUUUCUACUUGUGCUUGUCCAUACGUCCAGAAGAAUCUUCAAACCUGAGUGCUUUGUGAGUUUUGAACCAGAGGACCUUUCCCUCUAACCACAAUGUUCAGCCCCCAUCACCAAGCCAUCACUCUAUCAUUCAUACUUUCUGGCAUUCUUGUUUUUCUACCUGGAAAAUUGUAAGAAAGCAUUUGGUCCCUGAUGUGAGAUUCCCCUCUGUAUGCUGUGAAUAUGCUUUAUUACCAUUGGCUAAUAAAGAAGCUGAUUUUGGCCUAUGGCAGGGCAGAACAAAGCCAGGGGCAAUAUCCAAACAGAAAUAUAUAUAUAGAUAUAUCUAGAGGAGUCAGAGAGAUACCAUGUAGCUGCCGAAGGAGAGAGACAACAGAAUCUUACCGAUAGGCCACAGCCAUGAUUAAUAGAUUAAUAGAAAUGGGUUAAUUUACGAUAUAAGAGCUAUCUAGGAAUGUGCCUAAG
Messenger RNA from Microtus oregoni (creeping vole), 2635 nucleotides. RefSeq names its product solute carrier family 17 member 2 (gene Slc17a2). Gene Ontology annotation, biological process: monoatomic anion transport; transmembrane transport. The record is from RefSeq and is a predicted model, not a curated record. The coding region runs from base 269 to 1825 and encodes 518 amino acids. NCBI's taxonomy places the organism in Eukaryota, Metazoa, Chordata, Mammalia, Rodentia, Cricetidae. The transcript has 13 exons. Gene Ontology annotation, molecular function: transmembrane transporter activity.